Galendromus occidentalis (western predatory mite) is the source of this 1125-nucleotide messenger RNA. Its product is annotated as visual pigment-like receptor peropsin. Gene Ontology annotation, biological process: visual perception; G protein-coupled receptor signaling pathway. The transcript is spliced from 7 exons. Gene Ontology annotation, cellular component: membrane. The record is from RefSeq and is a predicted model, not a curated record. Bases 1 to 1125 code for a protein of 374 amino acids. Gene Ontology annotation, molecular function: G protein-coupled receptor activity. NCBI's taxonomy places the organism in Eukaryota, Metazoa, Arthropoda, Arachnida, Mesostigmata, Phytoseiidae.
AUGGCCAGCUCCUGGAGUUUUGACUGGGAGCAGUCGAAUUGGUGGAAGUAUCGGACGAACGACACACACCUCACAGGUGUCUUCGCAAAUCGGUUCGUUUCGCAAACCACCCAAACUCUCCUCGGAAUCUACUUGUCGAUCACGGGUACAUGCGGUCUUAUCGCGAAUUUUCUCGUGCUUGCAAUGUUCAUAAGAACGAAGGGUCGCCUGUCCCCUUCGUCGAUGGUGCUCCUCAACCUGACUGUGACUGACAUUUUCAUACUCUUCUGUGGUUUUCCUACACAUACGCUGGCCAAUUUCGCCGGAAGAUGGAUUUACGGCGACCUCGGGUGUGCCCUGUACGGUUUUUUCGGCUUUUUCUUCGGAACGGCACACAUCGGAUCUCUAUCCAUCCUUUCAUACGAGCAAUACAGGAUGAUCUCUGAAAUGAAGCCCGACUCGUGUCCCACCCAAAAGUAUUUGGAUCGACUCCAUCAUCGCUACAGGACCUACGUCAUACUGAUCUGGUGUUUUUCGCUUUUCUGGGCUUCGUUACCUCUCGUCGGGUGGAGCAGGUAUUACUACGAGCCGUAUGGAACAGCAUGCACAAUCGACUGGCAGACGAACGACUUCCGAUACAGAACUUAUAUAAUAGCCUACUUCAUCGGUGGAUAUGUUUUCCCUUUCGGGCUGAUGAUAUACUCGUACACUCGAAUUGUGUUGAUGAAAAGAGCCUACAGAAUCCUGCACGGAAGACAGCUCUCCAUCAAGGCAGAUAUCAUAGGAACUCUGAAAGAAAAUCGCGAAGAGGAUCUGACUCUCCUCGCGGUCCUGACCGUGAUCACUUUCGUUGUGACGUGGACUCCAUACGCUGUCUUGUGCGUUUAUUGCGUAUUCGCUGACCCCGCCUCAGUUCCUACGUCCAUGAUCCUUGCACCCUCAAUCUGCGCGAAGACUUCAGGAUGCGUCAACCCCUUCAUAUAUACGUUCACGAGCAAGAACAUGCGCGACGGUAUGAUGGAAAGCCUGAAUAAGAUGAGAAUACCGCAGCUUUUACCAGCCUCAAACCUCAAGGAAAUUAAUGCUACGUUCCUCGCCGAUGAUCAACCUGCCGAAAACGGGUUGCGUGGAGACUCACAGGAGUAG